This is a messenger RNA of Schizosaccharomyces cryophilus OY26, 360 nucleotides long. RefSeq lists its product as uncharacterized. The coding region runs from base 1 to 360 and encodes 119 amino acids. The transcript has a single exon. Lineage: Eukaryota; Fungi; Ascomycota; Schizosaccharomycetes; Schizosaccharomycetales; Schizosaccharomycetaceae. The record is from RefSeq and is a predicted model, not a curated record.
AUGAGUCCAAAAGAAUUCUUUCUAUGGAUUCUCUGCAUCGUAAAGAACUUAUUCACAAAAACCGCAUGGCUUUUCAAGAAAAGUAAUCCAGCAGCGAAUUGUGUUCAAGAUGACAUUGGUUUACGAUCGCUGAUCUUUCUCUCUGAGGAUUCCUCUGCAGUGGCAUUAACUCUGCCGAGCGAUGCAAGCGAAGAAAGGACUCUUACAGCAAUGUCUGAAAAUGAAAAAGUUAAUUCGCUUUCUGUAAAGUCUCAGAAAAUCAAUGUUUUUUUAAGCUGCAACAACACUAUACCACAACAUGCGGAGGUUUGUGAGCCAAGCACUGAACGUGAGUCUCCUCGUAAUUUAAAAUCCACAUAA